Molecule: messenger RNA, 14790 nt
Organism: Fusarium keratoplasticum
Lineage: Eukaryota; Fungi; Ascomycota; Sordariomycetes; Hypocreales; Nectriaceae
Product: Midasin
Exons: 1
Coding region: 1-14790 (4929 amino acids)
Biological process (GO): rRNA processing; ribosomal large subunit assembly
Cellular component (GO): preribosome, large subunit precursor; nucleus
Molecular function (GO): ATP binding; ATP hydrolysis activity
Source: RefSeq, a predicted model, not a curated record
AUGGCAAUGAUUGACGUCUCGCGGCAGAGGAGGUCGCUCCUUGCGGACGCGGCUGUACUGGAACAUCUGCCCUCAGAAUUACUGGCCCUCAUCCAGGACCAGACCUCGACAAAGCUGCUCGACGCCGUGGCAGAGGCUGCUCUCUGCCCGCCACUUACAGAGCGCGUCUUUGCGCACUUUGAGCAUGUCUUUGCAGACAUUUGCUCACGAUGGAUUCUCAACCCUGGAAACGAGCGACAGCGGAUACGAAUCUAUUCAGCCCUGGCACGCAUUUUGCCUUUUGCCCCUUAUCUCUCAACCUUUUUCGAACACUCGUCGUCUGAAAAGCCGACUAAUUCACCCUCGCUUCGCCUCCCGCCCCUGAGGCUCAACCAAGAUGCCAUGCCCCAGGAUGAAGAAUCUUUACUACAGAGCCUCCUGGUGGCAUGGAGACUCAUCAGCUUCGACCCUCGAAACUUUGGACCCCUGACCUCUCCCGCUCUCAUGCAGACCUUGUUCAAGCAUGAUAGCAUAGCCGUUCGGUACCUUGCUACAAGGAUUUUCAUCCAGCUCCUCCAUGGAUCCGACUGGAAGCUCGAGUCUCUCAUCCAGGAGCACAUUGGCAAGAACGAGGCUAUUCUCGCAGACUUUGAUGGUAGAUCGAUUGACUAUGGGUUCCUAUCGUUGUACGAACAGUCUCGAGUAAAGUCCGUCAUUACUCUGCGCCAAGAAAUACAAGCCGCGCACGAGGCCGACGGCAAUGACACCCCGUGCUUGCAAGCUCUCACUCCUUACGUUGUCUCCUACGGCAAUGUCAUCUUGCCCCGACCCCUGGGCCCGGCUGGGGAGUCAUCGAAUCUCGUCCUUACCCCCACGACUGUCUCUAAUUUGGAGCGAUUAGCCAGCAUGCUUCGCGAGUCUGACCCAGUGCUGCUAUAUGGUCUUCCUGGUGUCGGAAAGACUGCCCUGGUUCACGAGCUGGCCAAGCAGCUUGGCAUGUACUCCAACAUGGUGACAUUACAUCUCAACGAACAGACCGAUGCGAAGAUGCUCAUCGGCCUAUACUCGACAGACUCAAAACCUGGAAGCUUCCAAUGGCGCCCUGGUGUACUUACGACAGCCGUCCGGGAAGGACGAUGGGUGCUGGUGGAAGAUCUCGACCGAGCUCCUACCGAAGUUCUGAGCACACUGCUUCCCCUGAUCGAGCGAAAAGAACUACUUAUCCCCAGCCGAGGAGAGAGGAUACAAGCAGCCAGCAGUUUCCGACUUUUUGCAACCGUGCGAACAUCGCGAGGCAUGAAUGGACGGGAAAACCUGCCGAGCCUCGUUGGAAUCCGCUUCUGGCAGACCCUGGGGACUCAGCCUCUUGCAGCAUCUGAGCUCGAGGAUGUGGUUGUUCAAACACAUCCUAUUCUCCGAAAGUUUAUCCCCGGAAUCCUGGCAGUCUAUGGUCGGCUUUCUCGACUCAGCAGCACCCCUGGAGCGCUAUCCCGAGGCCGUAACGUCAUGGAUCGCCAGAUGACACUACGAGAUCUGCUCAAGUGGUGCCGCAGACUUCGGGAAUGUCUGGUUGCUGCCGGUUCAAAAACCGGAGACGAACCCAUCAGCGAGACGACCCGAGACUGGAUGUUCAUGGAGGCUGUGGACUGCUUUGUCGGAAGUUGCCCAGAUCAAGAUUUAGGCAAGCAGCUCAUCUUUGCGAUUGCUGAGGAGAUGCACCUCUCCAAAGAACGGGCAGAACACUACAUCACUGCCAAUAUACCCCCUUUGGAAGAGAGCGACAACCAGUUCAGCAUUGGUCGAGCAGUGCUGCGGAAGAAGAAGCACUCUAACCGUGUCCAAAAGUCAAAACGACCAUUUGCUAGCACAGCACACGCUAAGAAGUUACUGGAGCAAAUCGCUGUGGCCGUCAAGUUGAACGAGCCAGUCCUUCUCGUGGGAGAAACUGGUAUCGGAAAGACCACAGUCGUGCAGCAGUUGGCUGAGUCUCUUGGACAUAAGCUGAUCGCUGUCAACCUUUCCCAGCAGAGCGAGGUCGGCGAUCUCCUGGGCGGUUUCAAGCCUGUCAACACACGGACAUUGGCUAUGCCGUUGAAGGAAGAGUUCGAGGAUCUUUUUUCCGCAACUGGCAUAUCUGCAUCCAAGAACCAAAAGUAUCUCGAGCAGGUCGGCAAGUGCUUCGCCAAGGGACAAUGGUCAAGGGUGUCAAAACUAUGGAAGGAAGCGCCAAAGAUGUUCAACAAGAUCGUUAGCGAACUGGAGCGGGUGCACGCUCAGCAAGCAGAGACACGAAAUGGUGAUGAGCAGCCUACAAAACGUCGAAAGACGCAGUCAAAGCUGCAAACACUUCGUGAUCUUCAGCCGCGAUGGGACACCUUUGCUCGCAACCUCGAGCAGUUUGACGUCCAGAUCUCAGGGGGCUCUGGCAGUUUCGCCUUCUCUUUCAUGGAGGGUAACUUGGUCAAGGCUGUUCGCAAUGGUGACUGGGUUCUUCUUGAUGAGAUUAACCUAGCGUCGCCGGAUACUCUUGAGAGCAUUGCGGACCUGUUGACUGGACCUGACGAGAGACCUUCCAUCCUGCUCUCAGAGACUGGUGAGAUCGAGAAGAUCGAAGCACACCCCAACUUCCGAAUCUUUGGCGCGAUGAACCCGGCAACCGAUAUUGGAAAACGCGAUCUUCCAGUUGGCAUCCGAUCAAGAUUUACUGAAGUUUAUGUUUCGAGUCCAGACAAGGACUUGAAAGACCUCCUUACUAUUAUCAAGACCUAUCUCGGCGGCAGCAGCAGUAAAAACGACCAGGCAGCCGAUGAUAUUGCGCGACUCUAUCUCAACACGAAGCGCUUGGCUGAGGAGAAGAGACUCGUUGAUGGAGCGAAUGAAGUGCCCCAUUUCAGUCUUCGAACCCUCACUCGGGUCUUGAGUUACGUGAACACCAUCGCACCCUACUACGGUGUGCGCAGGGCCCUUUACGAAGGUUUCUCCAUGGGAUUCCUGACGCUCCUGGAUCGAGAUUCCGAGAAGAUGCUUGUGCCUCUAAUCUCCCAUCACCUCUUUGAACGACACGGAAAUUCGCAAUCACUACUCUCUCAAGCGCCGAAGCACCCUAAUGACGGCAAGCAAUAUGUUCGGUUCAAGAACAAGAGCCGAGACCGACAGUACUGGCUAUUCCAGGGCAACGAGACUCCCAUUGAACGGGAUGACUACAUUAUCACCCCUUAUGUGGAACGCAACCUUCUUAACCUUGUCCGGGCCACUUCCACAAGGCGGUUCCCCAUUCUCAUUCAAGGCCCUACGUCAGCCGGAAAGACAAGUAUGAUUGAGUAUCUCGCAAACUUCACUGGCAACAAGUUCGUGCGUAUCAACAACCACGAGCACACCGAUCUUCAGGAGUAUUUGGGUACCUACAUCUCUGGAGCUGAUGGAAAGCUGCGGUUCCAGGAGGGCAUCCUCGUACAAGCCAUGCGCCAAGGCCACUGGAUCGUGCUCGACGAACUGAACCUGGCACCAACUGAUGUUCUGGAAGCUCUGAACCGCCUGCUUGACGACAACCGAGAACUCCUGAUCCCCGAGACUCAAGAAGUCGUUAGACCUCACGAAAACUUCAUCCUUUUUGCAACUCAGAACCCUCCUGGUCUCUAUGGUGGUCGAAAGGUUCUGUCAAGAGCAUUCCGAAACAGAUUCUUGGAGCUUCACUUCGACGACAUUCCUGAAGAAGAGCUGGAGUUUAUUCUCCAACAGCGAAGCCGCAACACUUCGCCACCGGAUUGUCGAAGAAUUGUGACCGUCUACAAGGAGCUGUCCCGGCUUCGACAAACGAGCCGACUAUUCGAGCAGAAGGACAGCUUUGCCACUCUCCGAGACUUGUUCCGCUGGGCAUUACGGGAUGCCGAUACCCGUGAAGAAAUCGCUGCUCAUGGAUUCAUGCUGCUGGCGGAAAGGGUCCGCAACCAGGAGGAGCGCAUCGCAGUCAAGGAAGUUAUCGAGAAGGUCUUCAAAGUUAAGAUUGAUCCUCAAGACCUGUACUCCGCUACCACCGCCCCAGAGCUCAAGGGAAUUAGCCGAAAGGAUAACAGCCAAGGCGUGGUGUGGACUCAUGCGAUGCGGCGACUCUAUGUGCUCGUUGCUCGAGCAUUGCGCAACAACGAACCCGUCCUGUUGGUUGGUGAAACUGGCUGUGGAAAGACAACAGUGGUCCAGCUCCUGGCUGAGGCACUAAAGAAGGAACUUCACAUCGUCAACGCCCACCAAAAUACUGAGACAGGCGAUUUGAUCGGUUCCCAGAGACCAGUUCGCAACCGCGGCGCCAUCGUUGACGCUCUGGAUGUUGAUUUGAAGAUGGUUCUGCAGACUCUUGGUCUAGAUGUGUCGGGCUCGGUUGAGGAACGUCUCGAGCGAUACAACACCCUGGAUUCGUCGAUCAGCGACAAGGUUCCGUCCGACAUCAGAGAGCGGAUAAGCAGCAACGAGACACGAAGCAAGGCCUUGUUCGAGUGGGCAGAUGGCAGUCUUGUAGAAUCCAUGAGGGAAGGCCACUUUUUCCUCCUCGAUGAAAUCUCCCUUGCCGAUGAUUCAGUCCUGGAGCGUCUCAACUCUGUGCUCGAACCAUCAAGAACUCUUUUGCUCGCAGAGAAGGGCAUCGACAACUCUUUCGUCGUUGGAGCUGAUGGCUUCCAGUUUUUCGCCACCAUGAAUCCUGGCGGUGACUUCGGAAAGAAGGAGCUGUCACCUGCGCUGCGAAAUCGAUUCACAGAGAUCUGGGUUCCUGCUUUGUCGCAGAGUGAAGAUAUCUACGAGAUUGUUAAGACGAAGCUCGUGGGUGAUUCAAAGCAACUGGUCGAGGUCAUCGUCAAGUUUGCCGCCUGGUUUGGAGACACAUUUAGAUCAAUGGCUACCGCCCCAUUCUCUGUCAGAGAGAUCCUUGUUUGGGUUCAGUUCAUCAACAACUUCCAGUCUGAUGAACCCAUUAUCUCUCUGGUACAUGGUGCCUCAACUAUCUUCAUCGACAGCAUUGGCGCCAACCCUUCUGCUCUGCUGGCCACCGACCCCAAGUCGAUCAACCAACAGCGGCAAAGCUGUCUCGACAAGCUGAGUGAACUCAUUGGAAAGGAUGUGUCAUUCGUCUAUGAGACACACCCAGAGUUGUCGAUGAACGAACAGUCUUUGACAAUCGGACAUUUCAGCAUCCCUCGUUCCUCUCUGGGCGUCGCCGACCCUGGUUUCGCUUUCCACGCACCUACUACUCGUCUGAACGCGAUGCGAGUUCUUCGAGCACUUCAGAUGCAAAAGCCAAUUCUUCUCGAAGGAAGCCCUGGUGUCGGAAAGACAACACUUGUUGCUGCUCUGUCGCAAGCAUGUGGCCAGCCCCUCACGAGAAUCAACCUUUCUGACCAGACUGAUCUGAUGGACCUGUUUGGUACUGAUGUGCCCGUUGAAGGUGCCGAGGCUGGUAACUUUGCCUGGAGAGACGCGCCAUUCCUCCAAGCUAUGCAAAAGGGCGAGUGGGUACUUCUGGAUGAGAUGAACCUUGCCUCACAGUCAGUUCUGGAAGGAUUGAACGCUUGUCUUGAUCACCGAGGUGAAGUUUACAUCUCGGAACUGGACCAAGUUUUCAAGCGUCAUCCAGACUUCCGCUUGUUCGCAGCCCAGAACCCUCACCACCAAGGUGGUGGCCGAAAGGGUCUGCCCAGCUCUUUUGUGAACCGUUUCAUCGUCGUGUACGCUGAUGUCUUCUCGGACGAUGAUCUGAACCUGAUUGCCGCGCACAACUAUCCCGAUAUCUCGGCUCCAGUGAUCAGCCAGUUGAUCCAGUUUGUGUCUCAGCUUGAGCACAAGCUUGCCGUCGAGAAGGCCUUUGGUUCACAGGGCAGUCCGUGGGAAUUCAAUUUGCGUGACGUUCUCCGCUGGUUGAAGCUCCUCAAUUCAUCCGACCCUCUCCUUCACAAUGCUCAAGCUGAAGACUUCCUUGACAUUAUUGUCAGACAACGUUUCCGAUCUGAGAGGGAUCGCGAAGAAGUAAACAAGCUCUUCACACUCAUCUCUGGUGCUUCGCCGCGACAACACAGCCUAUACCACGACAUCAACCCGAUGUUUGGCCAGGUGGGCCUUGCUCUUCUCGACAGGCAUCCUAAUUCGCAGCCUGAGCGACUGCCCAACAUCAACAUCGUUCCUCGUCUCUCAGAGCUAGAGUCUCUCAUGAUUUGCGUCAAGCAGAACAUUCCCUGCAUUCUGAGCAGUCCCUCUGGCUAUGGAAAGUCUGUGCUCCUGGAACAUGUUGCUGCCUUGGCUGGCAAGUCUCUGGUUGUGUUCCCCAUGAAUGCCGACAUUGACACCAUGGAUCUUGUUGGUGGCUUCGAGCAGGCCGAUCCUCUGCGAGAGGUCAAUGCCGCGCUUCGAGUCGUCCAGCAGGAUCUGCAAAACUCCAUCAUGUCAGCCGUGCCUGGAGAAGUCCCCGAAGAUGCUCUCCAUCUCCUUCACUUGCUUGAUGGGUUCGCCGGCGAAGUGGACUCUCUGCCUACCAUUCAGCGCUGCAUUGAAUCCCUUCUCGCUGGUAUUCCCUCGGACUCUGAAGUAGCAACAGCACUCUCCAAGACGCUUCUUCUCCUUCAGGGCCCCUUGGUGCUUGAGAACCCUCGCUUCGAAUGGCUGGACGGAGUCAUUGUCAAGGCUCUGCAGAUGGGCCAGUGGCUUGUUCUCGACAAUGCGAACAUGUGCAACGCCUCUGUUCUGGACCGACUGAACUCCCUUCUUGAGCCUAACGGUUUCUUGAGCAUCAACGAACACUGUGGUCCUGGUGGAGAGCCCAGGGUCGUCAAGCCUCAUCCUGACUUCCGUAUCUUCUUGACAAUGGACCCACGAUACGGCGAGCUGUCGCGUGCAAUGAGGAACCGUGCUGUGGAGAUUCACAUUCAUACUCCGCCGCCUGAGCGUGCUCCCUGUUACAGCAGGGUAAUAGGAGUUGAGAGCAGUCUCCAGCGAUACGGUAUGUCUCAACAGAUUGCCGGCUCAAUGCCCGAAGACACCACAGUUGUCAACUCUGCUCUGGAGGCCCUUUCGAUCAACGAUGUGGCUCUGCUUCCCCGCUUCGCCAAUGCUCUACCAAGCGGCGAUUCUGACAAGACUACAAUGACCAAGAGCGUGGGAGAAUUGUUGGACUUCCUCCACUCAACGAACGGGGCUGAUGGUGUUAAUGCCAUCUCCCAAUUGUACAAUUCCCUCCCUGUCCCUGCCGGACUCACUUCCGCCCAGCCACUGCACCCUCUCAACAACUUUCCGGUUACUCAGCUUCUCCCUGUCCAGAACCAAGCAAGAUGGCUCGGUGCAGGCCUGGAGUUUUAUCAAGAUCUGUACACCCUGCAAAACUCGAUUGAGGACCAGCGUCGCCAGGCUCAAGUGAACAAGUUGACCUCUCUCAACCGACUGCAGCGGUCUCUUGUAAGUGAUCGCGUGGCGGCUGUGUCUAAGGAUUCCACUGUCAAGCUUGCUUCAUUCUUGACAUCCACGAUCAACGCGGCAAAGACAUGGCUUGGCUUUGGAUUCGAAUCGGCCGCCUUGUGGGCGGAACGAGUGCAGAUCCUCAGAGGUGUCUUGCGCUACCUUGAGCGAACCGUCAAGCUUGCUACAGAGACCGACUUUGAUGAGGCUAAGUUCCAGGCACAUCUUGCUCAGGGCGCGAACUUCCUACAGAAGCACCUUGACGCCUUGGAUGGUACCCAAGAGCGAGACUUUGUUGUUCACCUUCUCGACCGCCUGGGUAAGGACUUUACUGCCGGCUUCAAGCUGUCCACUGGUUUGAGCAUGGAGUUGCUCUGGCAUGUUUUCCGACCAACUCCUCUGCCCACAAAGGAAAUUCUGGACCGAACACUGGAGCUGGAGAAGCUCGGUACCAGGUUUGAUGCUCUGCGAUGGAAGGCUGGCGCAUCAAUUCCUGACCUAUCCAAGGCAAUGGUCACUCUCGAGAAGGCCUCUGGAAUUCUCAGAGGUGAAGUUCCCAACGCCGAUGGGCUUCUACAAGAUCUCACCGCCGAAAUCCAGUCUCUUGAAGCCCGAAUUGGAUCCGAUGAGGUCGAGUUGAAGCCCUUCCUAGCUGAGGAGUUUGAAACUCUCCGACAGGUGUCGAUGCUUCAGUCUUUGGCCUCAGGCACUGAGCCUAUGCCUUUUACCCAGGAACUCCAAGUGUUGUCCGAUGUGCCGACAAGAUCUGGCAUGCUGUUUGCCACCUCUGAUCUUCAGGCAGCACUUCUGCAGUCUGUGGAGAACCUGGUAUACCAGAACCAGUUCUCUUGGGAUGGCAAGUUUGCGACUUCAUUCUGGUUCAAGAUGCAGAGUCUGGGAUCCGUCAGCCUUGGAUCCCUGGCCUUGCUGGAGGCCGAACUUCCAAUCGCUGGACGACAACUUGCGAAACUGAGUGCUGAUCUGAUGGUUAACCCCCUGUCAAGACUGAACGGCGUUCUCCUCAAGCUUGUUCUUGAGGUCUUUGGCGCCCAUGGCCAGCACCUCAAGGACGCUGUCAUUCAAGCUGUUGAGUUGGCUUCUCAAGGUUCAGACAAUCGAUCAACUGACUUUGACCAUUUCAAUGGCCUUGUCUCGAGCAUUGAGCCGGAACAUUUCAAGCAGAUUGUCACCGAGCACUUUGUGCCUGUUCUGAAGGCUCUGGCCGCCUCACAGCAAGAUGCUCAACGAGAAGCCUACCUCUCGGCAUUUGCAUGGGUUCACUUUAGCAUUGGAACCGUCAAGCUGUAUGUCCCAGACCGCGUGUUUGACCCCCAAAGCCGCCCAAAGAUGGAGCGCGAGUUCCUCCAGGAACUACAUGCCCUUCUCCAAGACCGUACAGAUACACAGCGGUCGUUUGAGAAGCUGUUUACUGGGCAAGGCACAAAUGAGCGCAUUCGCUUGCUGGAGCAAGAAGCAGCUGCCUUGGGUCCACUGCCCGAGGAGGUUCGGCCUAUUUACAGACCUGAAAAAUCUGAGCUCAGCGGGCUCCAUGCUGAGUUCUCCAAUGUUUUGAAGGCCAUCACUGGUCCUGCGUUGUCUUCUGCUCUGCAGGUUCUGGAUACAAAUCCUCUUCAAGCAGCCGAGGAGUUGCACAUUGUUAGAGAAAACGUUCUCAGACUUCUGGACCGACUCUCAGCUCGCUUCGAAGCGUAUCAGGAUAUGACUCGACCUACGUCGAACUUGCUGCGAUGUCUCAUGGUUGGCCUUUCACUCUGUGAGGCUGCUUCGGCUCGCCAACUGGCACCAGCUUCCCAACAACUCUUGGAGCUCGCGCCAUUCUUCGGCGGAAGUAUGUGGAACCAAACUAGCGGCGACUUCUCAUCGAGGAGUUUCGAGUUUCUCACCUACAUGGGCACGGUCGUCAGUGUCGAGGACAUCAAAAACGUCCAGCCUCAUGCUCGCGAGCUGGUCUUCCAAAGCUUCCACAACUUCUACGAUGAGUGGAACAAGCGACUCGAAGCUGACCGCAAAGAAGAGGCAGCCAAGGGCAGCCUCUACCGCUUCCGAGGCGCCCUGGAAGAUGAGGAAGAGCUCGACGCCGAGGAGUUCAAUGAGCUGUUCCCUAGCUUUGAUAAUGAGGAUGCUCCCAAUGGUCCUCCUGCCAAGAAGCGAGAUGAGGUUCGCGAUCAGUCGUUGCGGGUUGCAAGACUCCACAGAAAUAUUUUCCUUGAUCGACAGGAAUUCUCGGCAGCUCUCAAGGAGGUUUGCCAAUCUGUGGGUAACAGGAUCACAUCUGAAACCAUCGACCACAAAAAUAUCGACCGUAGCCUGACAAGCAAGAUGCUGGCUGGCACUAUGCUCAUCUUGAACGACAAACUUGAUUCUCUGGCUUCAUCCACGGUGGACAAGUCUUACAACUUCUACACGGAUGCAAACGUUCCCGAGGCCCGCCAGCUCGUUAGUCUCAUCCACAAGAUCAAGGGCAGGUUCCGCGAGCUCCAGUUGGUCGAUGAGAUUGGACACAUGCAACCGUUGGCCGAUGUGAUCCAGGCCUGUGACAAGGUUCUCGAGCUUGUUCAUACUGAGCCCCUCGCCAAGAUCCUGCCCAAGGUGGAAUACCUCCAUGGUCAUGUUUAUGAGUGGCAGUUUGGAGGCUGGGCAAGCAAGGUGCAUGGCGUCCUUACUCUGCACAACCUCCUGACUGAGACGGUUAUCCGCUGGCGAAGGCUUGAACUAUCCACCUGGGCCAACCUCUUUGAUAUGGAGGAGAAGAAAUGCCAGGAUGAUGCCUUUUCCUGGUGGUUUGUGGCCUACCAGGUUGUUAUUGCUGUUCCUCUCUCCCUGGUUGAUGUACCGGAUGAGAUGCGUGAAUACGCCGGUUCUCUCAUUCAGAGCUUGGAGAUGUACUUCUCGACGGCAAUCGUUGGCCAAUAUGGAGCUCGUCUAGCCCUUCUCAGACAGCUCCAGAGCCACCUGAAGCUUCUCAUCAAGGAUUACCCGAUGCUUGAGGUCAUCCUUCACUCGCUGUCCAACUUUAUCCAGUACUACUCACGAUACGAGAAGGUAAUGGGUGAAACAAUCCAGAGGGGACGCCUUCCCAUUGAGAAGAAGAUGAAGGACGUCCUGCUCAUGGCGAGCUGGAAGGAUACAAACAUCAAUGCUCUCCGAGAAAGCGCUCGCAAGUCUCACCAGAAACUCUUUAGACUUGUGAGGAAGUUCCGUGGCGUCUUGGGUCAGGAGGCAAAGCACAUCAUCGAGCAAGGUCUUCCUGACGAAGAUGUGCUUCGCGCAGACCGACCUGAGGGAAGUUCGGAGCCUGCUGCUGUACCCCCGCAAGCAUUCUCCCAUCUUAGCAACACGAUGCCGGGGUGGAUCACUGGCCACAAGCGGUUAGCCAAUGUUUCCAAGACGGUCUCUGUGAUGCGGAAGAUCUCCCGUACCCCAGAGAUGAUCAGCGGAGUGCCCCAGAUCGUGGACGAGUUCAUCUCCAGCCUCAAUGAGUCCAUGGCCGAGCUUCGCAAGGAAACACCACCGUUCUUGACUGACGAGAACAAGGAUCAGGUCAAGCAUCUCAAGACAAGAAAGCGAAAGUUGUUUGCGGACACGUUGCGAGACCUUCGUCAGAUGGGCCUGAAGUACAACCUAGGACAGGACAAGCUGGCCCAGCAGGAUUCGCUAUCUCUUGUCCUCUCGAGAAUCCAGCCCGUGCAGCUUUGGGACAACAAGACUGAGGAAGCAAUCGAUUACCACCUGCACAAGAUUCUGGAUCUCGCCCCGAAAGCCAGGGCUGCCGCCAGAGACCAUUCGGAGGACCUUACAGGCGCCGAGGUUGGACGAAGUAUUGGUUUUGUUGAAGGCAUGCUUGACUUCCUUCUAAGCCAGAGGAACUUCAUUUCGGCCGGGGCAUCUUCUUUGUUGUCGCUCAAGAAAUCGAUGGAUCAAUUCAAUAACCUGGGUCGUGUCCAAGACAACAACACUUUGACCAAGAAAACCACGAAGUCUAACUGGACUCAGCUCCUCCCUUGGUUGGUUCACAUCCUCCAGUUCUCUAUUCGCUUGAUCGAAAUCCACGAGAAGCUGGGACAAUCGAAGCAUGUCCGAGUUCUUGAGCAGUUGAAGUCGUGGUAUGGACGAUUCGAGUCACUCCAGACCUCCACCUUGAGCUUCGGCCAACUUCCAGACCGUCUUUCCUCCGAGGCAGCCGUACAGGCUGAGACAAGCUUCUCCAAUGAACUCGCCAGUUUCCGGGGCGUCAUUGAGGAGCUGAUCUCGGAGGAACCCAAGCUCUCUUUUGUAUUCAAGCAACUCAACGGCUGGACUAGGGCUACCGAGGAGAAUGUCAGCUUCGCAGCCAACGAUGUGGAGGUUGCGACCUUUGCCAAUGCUAUUUCGACACUUUGCGACAAGAUACUAGUCGCUAUCGAGACUGCACAGAAGGCUGCCCGAUCUAUCCCCAGAAAGGAGGAUGAACCCGCCUGGCUCACGGCCCACUGCGAUGGGUUUACGAAUCUCUUCAAGAAGCUGCGCAUUGGAGAAGUCGAGAGAAGCGUUUCCAGCUGUAUCGAGAUGAUGCAACAGAUCGACAUGAGCCAAAAGCACUUGAGCCAAGCAGCCAUGAGUCUCAUGGCUAUCGCAAGCCCAAUCUUGGUCGAGUAUGUUGAAUUUUGCCAGCAGUCUCUGGUGCAGGUUGUCGACCUUCACGGAGCGGUCGCACACAUGGCCUACAGCAUGACAAAGGCCUUUACUCAGAUCGCGUCUCAAGGAUUCUGUACCCCUCAUGAGAAGUCGGACGAAACUUCAGGAGAAUCCGGCAAGGUGGAGUCUGGAACUGGUCUUGGCGACGGAGAAGGUGCUGAAGACAUCAGCAAGGAUAUCCAGCCUGAUGAGGACCUAUCUGAACUUGCUCAAGAAGCCAACAAGGAGGAGAAUGGCGAAAUGGAAGACGAGAAGGACGCUGUGGACAUGGCAGACGAAGAGCUGGAGGGAGACAUGGGUAGCGUUGAUGGAGCUGAAGAUGACGAGGAAGGUUCCAAGAACGGAGACGAGGAAGAGGAGGAGAAUGAAAUGGAUGAAGAGGCCGGCGACGUUGAUGAUCUCGAUCCCACAGCUGUCGACGAGAAGAUGUGGGACGGAGAUGAUGAAGAAAAGGCCGAGAAGGAUCAGCAAGGAGAGAAGGCCAAGGGCCAGAAGAAGGACGAUGAGCAGAUGGCUGCUGACGAAGACGCCAAGAAGCAAGAGGGCGAAGAAGAGCCUGAGGCGGACGAUUCUGGCGAGCAAGAUGCCGAAGAGGCUGGCGCCGAAGAAGAGGACGUUAAGACUCAGGAGGAGAUGAACAAGCAGGAUCAGACUGCCCAGGAGAACGACACCCUGGCUCUUCCUGAGGACAUGGAGCUGGACCUAAACGAUGAGCACGAGUCAGCCUCAGACAGCGAUGACCUCGAUGCGUUGUCUGACAUUGAAGAGGAGAAGCAAGAGCCUGAGGACCAGGAGAUGGGCGACAAUGAGGAGGAUGAGGCAGAUGACGCUGCUGCUCAAGCUCAGCUCCAGGAGGAAGCUGGAGACGAGGCUGAGGUCAAGGAAGAGGAGGAAGAGACACCCGAGGAGAAGGUUGGCGGUAAUGACGAAGUGCAAGAAGAUGUUCAGCCAGAGGAAGAAGAGAAGGCUGAAGAGCAGGAAGAGGCCACGGACCAGACUCAGCCGCCCAAGGACAACUCUACAGCCGACGCUGACAACGCGGCGCCGAGCGACGUCAAGAGCUCCGGCCAAGACCAGAAUGCCGAAUCGAUGGACGUUGACGACAACUUCCAGAACAACGCGGCCCAGCAAGAAGAUGGCGAGAUGGGAGAGGCUGCCGCGGAUCAAGACACCAGCGCAGGAAACAAGGGUUCGAUGUCACGGUCAAAGGAAGUCCUGGAUAGGGCUGAGCAGGAGCAACAAGACAAGGACGAUUCGGCACGCAGCGAUCCGUUUAAGAAGCUCGGCGAUGCUCUUGAGCGAUGGCAUCGACAGCAAGAGGACAUCAAGGAUGCUGAGCCUACAGAAAAGGACGAGCAGAAUGCGCCUCAGGACCCCAACGCUGAUCAGAGUCGACGAGAGUUCCAGCACCUCCAGGAUGACAACACUGCCGCGGAUACACAAGCUAUGGGAACGGCAGAUGAUGAUCAGGUCCAGCCUAUCGAUGAGUCCAUGGCAAUCGAUGAGGAAAAGCAGGAUCCUACGAGCCGCUUGAUGGACGAAGACAAGGAGGAAGAACCCGAGCAGGACCCCGACAAGAUGGACACGACUGAUUCAGCUGAAGCGCCAGAUGCGAACAAACAAGACCAAGACAAGGACCAGGAUGACACACGUUCCGGAGUCAAGACACGACAGGGCAACUAUAAUCGUGAGCUCGAACCGGAAGAGCAAGAAGCGCAGCUGGCAGAAGAGGAUGAAGAUGAAGUUGAGAUCCAGGAGACAUCUACGCAACUCUCCACAACGCACAUUUCGGACGAGGAGCGACCACUCCGAGACUUUGGUGAAUCUAUGCACCAGUGGACCGAGUUCCAGACCAAGACUCACUCUCUUUCUCUGGCCUUGACAUCUCAGCUGCGACUCAUCCUCACACCAUCGCAGUCGACCAAGCUCUCAGGAGCGUUCCGCACUGGCAAGCGGCUCAACAUCAAGCGCAUCAUCCCUUACAUUGCAUCAAGUUACAAGCGAGACAAGAUCUGGAUGCGACGAAGCAUCCCUACAAAGCGCACUUACCAGAUUCUGCUCUGCGUCGAUGACAGUAAGAGUAUGGGUGAAUCGUCUUCGGGCACCCUGGCAAUGGAAUCUCUAGUGAUGGUGUCGCGAUCGCUUACAAUGCUCGAGGCCGGCCAAGUUGGCGUCAUGGGCUUCGGCAGCGACGUCUUUACGGCGCACGGCCUGACGGAGCCGUUCGCCUCGGACGCGGGAGCCAAGGUUCUGCAAAAGUUCAACUUCUCUCAGGACCGCACCGACAUUGCGCUCCUGAUCCAGCGUACAAUCGAGACGUUCAGGCUGGCGCGGCAGCAGGGAGGCGGCGGCUCGGACCUGUGGCAACUAGCUCUGAUUCUGUCUGACGGUCUGACGCCUUCUUCAGCUCACGAGGGCAUCCGGAGGCUGCUGCGCGAGGCGAUGGAGGAGCGCAUCAUGAUCGUCUUCAUCAUCAUGGACGACACGGGCAAGAAGAAGGGUGACAGCGUGCUCGAGCUCAAGGAGGCCAAGUUUGUGCGCGACGGCGGCGAGAGCAAGGUGGUGAUUGAGCGGUACCUGGACACGUUCCCCUUCCAGUAUUAUCUCAUUGUCCAUCAUCUCGAGGAGCUGCCAAGCGCUUUGGCUGGGCUGCUUCGGACGUGGUUCGCCGAGGUUAACGCUUAG